This is a messenger RNA of Mytilinidion resinicola, 751 nucleotides long. RefSeq lists its product as uncharacterized. NCBI's taxonomy places the organism in Eukaryota, Fungi, Ascomycota, Dothideomycetes, Mytilinidiales, Mytilinidiaceae. The record is from RefSeq and is a predicted model, not a curated record. The transcript has a single exon. The coding region runs from base 145 to 654 and encodes 169 amino acids.
CGUAGACAGCUUAUAUACUACCCACACGAGAUUGGAAGAGGCGACAGCUGCUGAAUUUCUGGUUAAUAUAUGAGGCGACCAGCCUAGGCGCUGGAUAGACGGUGACGCUCAGUGACCACGACCCUACCAGUUGCGGCACCCUUCAUGGGACGCAAUGCGACGAAAUAUUGGAAGAAGCUACAGAUCCAACCGCAUGAUUUUUUUCUCGCUAGACGCGGUAUAGACGCAGCGUGGACGCAUCGUAGGUCCCUUUUUACGACGAAAGCGACGGCGCCAACACCACGGAGGCCGACGAGAAGCGUCGAUGUGAGGCCGGCGUUGAGUCGUGGUGUCGAGGGAUGGGAAACAAUGGCAUCUUGUUCGGGGUUCCUCGCUCGAAGCCGCACGCUCAAGUGUUGGAUAGCGGCGUUAUGGUUUGUGGUAGGUGUUGUUCUAUUGACUAGAUCCUACUACAAAAUUGGUACGGCCGUCUACCACCUAGAUCGUCCUAGCAGUAGCGAGCGAGCGUAUCCCUCACAGUAUCUCGCGUCCACUCAUUUCCCAAGCGUCAUGGUAUCCCAUUAUCAACCCAUCCACUCCACAAAAUGCAGUCAAUAUUGCCCAAAGUUGUUUCUCAAAGACAUCUCAGGUAUGAUCGAAUACACUAACGGAUAAACGCAGUGAAGAUAAUAACUAUGGAUAUGCCCAGCAACACAGAAGUAAGUAAAGCCGCCCAAGGUCGUUUUAAAUAGCCAUGCACAUCACAUCCACA